Molecule: messenger RNA, 2803 nt
Organism: Camellia sinensis
Lineage: Eukaryota; Viridiplantae; Streptophyta; Magnoliopsida; Ericales; Theaceae
Biological process (GO): regulation of DNA-templated transcription
Molecular function (GO): DNA binding
Source: RefSeq, a predicted model, not a curated record
CUCUUUACGUUUGCUUGCAUCACCUCACCACCACCAUAGCCUUCCUUCCCCCUAUACUCUGUCUCUCUGUCUCUCUCUCUCUAAAAACUACACACACAACACAAAGUACAGUGCAGGUGGGUGCAAAAACAGUGCCACUCUUGUUCCAUCCCCACAAUCAAAUUUCCAUAACCCCUUACUUGUAAAACCCAGGAACAAAAAGUGUGUGGUUUUGUUACCCUCUUUUACUCUUCUUUCUCAUCAACAUUUUUUUAGCUUUAGCUUGUUGGUUUCAAAUUGCUAUAAAGUAAACCUCUGAGAGAGAGAAAAUGACCUGCCAUGAACAGGGGUUUGAACAGAGAGAGAAUCCAGAUAUUUUUGAUUUCGCUGAUUGCAGUGAAACAGAUCAUGAGAGAGAGGUGUUGUGGAGGACAAAGGAGAUCAGUCCUCCUCAGAGAUGAGAGAGAAAGAGAGAGGGGCCCUUCAAAGCCUGCUACAGAAAUGAGUGGCACUGCACCACCAAACAGACUUGGUGGAGGACGAUGCAUUUUCAGAGAUUGUUGUGUUGGUGGUGGGUGAUUUCUUUCAACUACAAGUGAUUGUCAGGUGAUGGCAAUCAAUAGCAGUGCAACAUUUUCAUUGGCUUAUUAGUGAUCCUCUGCCGAUCAUUUUCUUGAUUUUGUUGAGAGAUCUCCCAUAAGAGGUGGGAAACACUGUUUUUUGGUUGCAAAACUGGUGUCAUAAGCGCAGUAAGUAGCAUAGAACCUUGAAAAUGAUGUUGAGGUUGCUUAUGCAUAAUGCACUUUGAUUCCUCCGCUCCCCAUAAUAUGACUGAGAAUGAUGCAUUCAAUGUGCCAAUGGAUAUGGGUGACCGCAACGCUAUUUUUAUGGAUGGAAUGUUCUCACAUAUGAGCUCAGUUUCCCCUGCUCAGCCCAAUUCACUUGAUCCGAACAACCAAAACCAGCUAAUGGCUGAAUUUCCUGCACUUCCAAUGUUGCAAGGCGAAUGCACAAACAAUCUCCACACUGGUUUCACUAUAUCAAAUCAUGUUGGCCAUGUUGGUUGUGAUGCAUUGAUUCCUGGGAAUCCAUCACUUGGAAGAAACACCAUUACAGAUAAUUCACUCACCAGCUCAUGUCCAAUCAGUAACACGGAGGCUUUGGGGCGAUUCAUGGGUGGAGAGCCCAUUUCUGUCGCGUCACUAGCUACCCUUUUGGCUCCACGGUGUGAUCCUCAUGAUAACCUGAAUGAAUUAGCAACUUCUGCACCUUCUGUAAAUCCUCUUGAGAUUUUAAAAACUUCUAUUUCAAACGACUACUCCAAUGCAUUAAAUUCUGCAUUUGCAACCUCUAUGAACUGUGGAUAUGACGGAAUACUUGGCGGUGUGAACAAUAAAUGGGAUUUCGACAAGUGUCUUGCUUCUCCAGAGCUUUCUGGGAAAGUCCCCGGAAGAACAGGGUUUCAGCCGUUCCAAUUAAUGGGAAACAUUAAUCCUAACGGGUGGAUAUCGUUGGACAAUGUGAGCCCUGAUAAUCCUUCUGGCUCCUCGGAAUUUAGAAAUGAGCUCUCACUAAGUCUUGCCACGUGCCAGCCUUCUAUUAUUCAUGGAACAAGUAUUCCUGAUCAAUGUUCAGAAAUAAGCUGUUCCUCUGUUACUCACCGUUCUCUGAAUGAAAUGCCAUUUGGCUCAGAAACAUCUUGCAACAGUAAGAAUCUUUCUCUGAGUUUUGGUUCUUGUAGAUCAGUCCAAGUUUCGCAAUUUUUAUCUGGAUCUAGAUAUCUUCGUGUAAUUCAAGAAAUACUUGCUGAAAUUGCAAGUUAUUCACUUGAAAAUCUGGACCAGAUAAACUAUCCUGCUAGUGGGAUUGGUACUGGGGCGAAAUUUUCAUUCUCUUCAAGUUGCCUUGCUGGCAGAGGCUACACAGUGAUGGGUUCUGAUGGAGAUGAUAGAUUUGAGGGUCAAAUGGAACCUGUUGUUCAAGGACAGGACGUUGAAGCAAAGAAAAAGCAUUUGUUGGCUCUACUUCAAGUGGUUGAUGAGCGAUACAACCAAUGCUUGGAUGAAAUCCAUACAGUAAUAUCUGCCUUCCAUGCUGCAACUGAGUUGGAUCCCCACUUACAUGCUCGUUUUGCUUUACAAUCAAUCUCCUCCUUGUAUAAGAACCUUAAGGAGAGAAUUAGCAACCAAAUCAUUACAGCGGGAAUGUAUUUCAACAAAGGAGAUGAUGCUAGGGAAGCAGAUAAGUCUUUUGAGACAUCUUUCAUUCAGAAGCAAUGGGCUCUCCAGCAGCUACGAAGUAAAGAUCAUCAGUUAUGGAGGCCCCAGAGAGGCUUGCCAGAAAGAUCUGUCUCCGUUUUACGAGCAUGGAUGUUUCAGAAUUUUCUUCACCCGUAUCCUAAAGACGCAGAGAAACAUUUGCUUGCAGUGAAAAGUGGAUUGACAAGGAGCCAGGUGUCCAAUUGGUUCAUAAAUGCUCGAGUUCGGCUCUGGAAACCAAUGAUAGAGGAAAUGUAUGCUGAGAUGAAUAGGAGAAAAGGCCGGAGGUCUGAUGAAGAAACAGACAGCAACCAUAGAAGCCUUGUAAGCAUCGGCAGCCACCGAAGAUUUAAUAUGAAGUAACACUGCAAAAAGGUAGAUAUAUUGAAAAAUGGAACUGAGAAUUUCUUGAACAUUCAAUAGGGGGAAAUAGAUGUUCAAAACAUGGUUUCAACUGUAUAUGCUCUAUAUAAUUAGGCAUUAAGUGGUAAAAUCUGGUAAUUAUUUGUUAUUCAAGGACGAGUAUUUUAUCUAAAUUUGAAUCAUAAUUUUAAGUAAAUUGCAUA